This is a messenger RNA of Pistacia vera, 996 nucleotides long. RefSeq names its product calpain-type cysteine protease DEK1-like. Gene Ontology annotation, biological process: proteolysis. Gene Ontology annotation, molecular function: calcium-dependent cysteine-type endopeptidase activity. Bases 1 to 996 code for a protein of 331 amino acids. The transcript has 5 exons. Lineage: Eukaryota; Viridiplantae; Streptophyta; Magnoliopsida; Sapindales; Anacardiaceae. Gene Ontology annotation, cellular component: cytoplasm. The record is from RefSeq and is a predicted model, not a curated record.
AUGGCGUCCUUAUCUGUUGGGAAGAAAAUUCUACAUUCAGACAGAUCAACGCAACUUGAAGUUCUUCAUGGAGGUCGAUUGGGGGAUUGUUGGUUUCUGAGUGCUGUUGCCGUUCUAACGGAGGUCUCACGAAUAUUAGAAGUGAUUAUUACUCCUGAGUACAACGAGGAAGGAAUCUACACUGUUCGCUUCUGUGUUCAGGGUGAGUGGGUCCCUGUUGUUGUUGACGAUUGGAUUCCUUGUGAAUCACUGGGUAAACCAGCAUUUGCCACCAGCAAGAAGGGUAAUGAACUUUGGGUCUCUAUAUUGGAGAAGGCAUAUGCAAAAUUGCACGGUUCUUAUGAGGCACUGGAAGGAGGGCUUGUUCAGGAUGCCCUUGUGGACCUUACUGGGGGUGCCGGCGAGGAGAUUGACAUGAGGAGUGCCCAGGCACAGAUUGAUCUUGCAAGUGGUAGAUUAUGGUCUCAAUUGUUGCGCUUUGGACAAGAAGGAUUCCUACUUGGUGCUGGGAGUCCAUCAGGUUCUGAUGUGCACAUUUCUUCCAGCGGCAUUGUGCAAGGGCAUGCUUACUCAAUAUUGCAGGUGAGAGAGGUUGACGGCCACAAGCUUGUUCAAAUCCGAAACCCAUGGGCUAAUGAAGUUGAGUGGAAUGGUCCUUGGUCUGACUCAUCUCCUGAGUGGACUGAUAGGAUGAAGCACAAGCUGAAGCAUGUUCCACAGUCGAAAGAUGGUAUAUUCUGGAUGUCGUGGCAAGACUUUCAGAUUCACUUUAGAUCGAUAUAUGUUUGUCGUGUCUACCCCCCCGAGAUGCGCUAUUCUGUGCAUGGCCAGUGGCGAGGUUACAGUGCUGGUGGCUGUCAAGAUUAUGCUUCAUGGAAUCAAAAUCCACAGUUCCGACUCAGGGCCACUGGUUCAGAUGCAUCAUAUCCAAUCCAUGUAUUCAUUACGUUAACUCAGGUAUACUGUGGACCUUCAGGCAGAACUAUGGCACUAUAG